This is a messenger RNA of Dibothriocephalus latus, 981 nucleotides long. The record is from the annotation of a GenBank genome assembly. NCBI's taxonomy places the organism in Eukaryota, Metazoa, Platyhelminthes, Cestoda, Diphyllobothriidea, Diphyllobothriidae.
UCCAAGAUUAACCCUCAUGAGCGAGCCAUCUACGCAGCUCUCUCGGGAAACCUCUCUGCCCUGCUUAAAGCUCUCAAGUCGGAGUGCUGGGACGACGUCCUGUGGGCCCACUGCUGUGCCAUGGUAGAAUCCCGUGUCGACGCCUGCGUUCGCAGCCUUCUCAACUGUGGUCCUCGCACAGACACAAUGUCCCUGCUUGGCGAACCCCAUCCGGCCUGGGGCUCAGAAGCCGGUCUCGGCCUUCCGGACUCUGCUUGGUCAUACGGCUCAUGGUCCUUGCUGGAAUGCUUCACAAAAACUGAAACGGUGCUUGGCUGGUCUCCCACUGAAUGCCUCCACAAGGCUUCUGCCAUUUCCCUCGAUGGCGACUGCCAAACUAGUUUGGUGCAGUCAACCACAAAGGCCUCCGCUAUGGCGGCCUUUCUUGGUCGCAGCUCAGCCACUGCCCUGGAGUCGUCACGGUCUUCACCAUUUUCUGACGCCUUGCUCUUAAAGGCACUCUUCUAUGCCACUUGUCGUGGACUAGCUCUCGGGGAAUUUUCCGAUUUACUGGACGCAAUGAGUUCACUUGUUCCCCUGCUGGUUCCGCAACCUAUCCAGCAAAUUCUGCGAUUCCAAAUCACUUAUGCAAACUCAGCUGCGCUGGGCGAUUCCGUUACUUUGAAUCCAUUGCAUUGUCACAUUCUACGGUUCAUGGCCCACCUUGUCAUCUGUCUGCAACACCUCGAGUCCGAACUUCCAGACAGUCACUGUACGCGCGUAUUAGAAGCCUACAUUGCAACUCUAAUUGCCGAGCAUAGACUUCCGCUUAUUGCUCCUUACACUGCCUGUCUCUCCUCCCCGGCACUUCAGACCCAGUGGUACGCUGCGUUCCUAUCAGGUAAGGCUGUGCCGCCUAUUCCGUGGAGUACCUGCCUUUGUGUUUUCAGUAAUCUUAAUUUCCCCCUCCCCUCCGGCUCAAUGAUGAAUCGGAAUAACUAA